Messenger RNA from Symbiodinium sp. CCMP2592, 690 nucleotides. The record is from the annotation of a GenBank genome assembly. Lineage: Eukaryota; Dinophyceae; Suessiales; Symbiodiniaceae.
AUGGCGCUUGCCUUGCGUACCUGGGCUUCCCGGGCAUCCCUGCACCAGCUUGGCAUGCGAUGCUGCUCUGGUGCGUCCCGCUUGCCACCCUGCUCACCCACAUCGGGCAUGACGGCGGAUCAGCGAGAGCUUUACGACCGCAUCAUCGACGAUCGUGGAAAGACCGGUGCGAAAGGCGGCUUUGCUGUUACGAACGAGGAUGGCUCCCUGGUGGGUCCUUGGAACGCCAUGGUCAGCUCCCCUCAAAUCGGUGGCCUCGCCGAGCGAAUGGGCAGCUUCUGUCGUCAUCACAACAAAUGCCCAGCAGACCUUUAUGAGAUUGGCAUCCUCGUCGUCGGGGCCCAGUGGCUUUCGCAGUUUGAGUGGUUUGCCCAUGAGAAGUUGGCCCUCAAAGCCGGUGUAGUCCCGGAGGCCAUCGCCAGCAUCAAAGCGAAUGUGGAUCCUGGUUCAGCUGAUGGGAUGACGCCGCAGCAACGCGCAGUUUAUGCAUAUGCAGUCGAGCUCCACGCCACGAAGCGCGUCUCAGAUCAAACCCACGAAGCUGCCUUGGCCGCGGUCGGUGGGGAGCAAGCCCUCAUUGACCUGGUCUUCACUAUGGGUUUCUACCACCAGAUAUCGAUGACUUUGAACGCCUUCCGUGUUCCGCUGCCGGAAGGGGUCACACCUCCUUUCAAAGAGCCGACGCCCUGA